Molecule: messenger RNA, 2412 nt
Organism: Protomyces lactucae-debilis
Lineage: Eukaryota; Fungi; Ascomycota; Taphrinomycetes; Taphrinales; Protomycetaceae
Product: Na+/dicarboxylate, Na+/tricarboxylate and phosphate transporter
Exons: 1
Coding region: 1-2412 (803 amino acids)
Biological process (GO): monoatomic anion transmembrane transport; polyphosphate metabolic process; phosphate ion transport
Cellular component (GO): membrane
Molecular function (GO): phosphate transmembrane transporter activity
Source: RefSeq, a predicted model, not a curated record
AUGAAGUUUUCGCAUUCGCUGCAGUUCAAUGCAGUCCCCGAGUGGGCGGAUAAUUACAUUGCCUAUUCCAACCUCAAGAAGCUCAUCUACGUGCUAGAAAAGGCGCACUUGUCUGGGGAUGUACAGCCGGAUGAAGAGGCGGAAACGUUGUUGAGUGCAAGUGAUGAAGAGCUCGACCAGCGCUUCAUGAGCGCACUCGAUAAAGAGCUUGUCAAGAUUGACCGCUUCUACCAAUUGAAAGAGCAAGAAGUCUUUGACAAAUUCAAAGAGAUUGAUGCAGAGCUAUCGACGUUUGAAGCGGAGAAUGACUAUGGCGAUUUUGCAAGCCCUUAUGAUACUGCAAAUCGAAAGCAGCGGCCGUCUGUUGCGCGCAGUCACCGCAGAAGAACCAUGUCUGGCAGUCAGACGAAGCGGCGUUCGUCAACUGAAGACAACCGACUCGUCAACAUCUCAACACAGUCGUCUGAUUCGAACGCGCCACGCGAGUCUGCUAUCGAAGACGAAUACGACGAGGAUGAGGAAGAUCCUUUUGAUGCGUUUGCCGAGUAUGAAACACAGAUAGCGCUCAAAAAGCGUGUCGUGUCGCUUUAUGUCGAGUUGUGCGAGUUACGCUCCUUCUCCAGUCUCAACAGCACUGGGUUCGCAAAAGCCCUCAAAAAGUUCGACAAGACCCUGAAUCGCGAUUUGCGGUCCGGCUAUCUCACCAAGGUGGCAGACACUUAUCCAUUCAAGGAAGACACCAAAAACAAACUCUCGAGCCAAAUCAUUGCAGCAACUAAAAUGUACGCAAAAGUCACAUCCAACGACUUUGAGACUGCAAAAAAAGAGCUCAAGACGUACUUGAGAGAGCAUGUUGUCUGGGAACGCAAUACCGUUUGGCGCGAAAUGAUCAACAUUGAGAGACGUGCUGAAGCAGCAUCCGUCAAUCAAUUCAGGUCAUUGUUGGGCCAAGAUACUGGCAAUGCAAAGUCCACCAACAAGCUUUCUGUCGUGCUACGCAAUCCGACGCUGUGGACGCUCCUCGUCAUUUUUGGCGUUUUCAUUGCUUUGUUAUUUUUGCCUACACUAGAAGCUGUUGAGCAGAGCAACUGCUUGGCAUUGCUCAUCUUUGUUUCACUGCUCUGGGCGACCGAGGUCAUUCCUCUUUUUACAACGUCGUUGCUCGUACCGCUACUUGUCGUCUUGCUCAGGGUCGUGAGAAGCGACGACGCCAAGCAUCACCGCCUCGGAGCCCCAGCCGCAACAAAGUACAUCUUUAGUGCCAUGUGGACGCCCACCAUCAUGCUCCUCCUUGGCGGAUUCAGCAUUGCUGCAGCACUCUCGAAAUACCAUAUCGCAAAAUUGCUCGCUACCAAGAUUCUUAGUCGUGUUGGGACCAAUCCACGGAUGGUCUUGCUUGCCAUCAUGUUCGUUGCGGCAUUCGCGAGUAUGUGGAUUUCUAACGUUGCUGCGCCUGUUCUCUGCUUCUCCAUCAUUCAACCUAUUCUUCGUACCUUGCCGAAUGGUUCAGAAUUCGCCAAGUGUCUCAUCAUCGGCAUUGCACUUGCCUCAAAUGUCGGUGGCAUGGCUUCACCGAUUGCAAGUCCACAGAAUAUUGUCGCUCUACAAAACAUGUCGCCACCACCAAGCUGGGGCCAGUGGUUUUUUAUCUCCAUUCCAGUAUGCACUUUAUCAAUUCUGCUUAUAUGGGCUUUGCUGCUAUUUGUCUUUCGAAGCAAAAAGGGGGCUGAGCGGACAGUUAUUCAACCGAUUCGUGCGAGCAAGGAUGAAUUUACUCGGUUGCAAUACUUUAUCAGCUUCAUUACGCUUUUGACUAUUGCACUCUGGUGUGUAGAGCGUUCUAUGGAGGGUUUCUUCGGUGAUAUGGGCGUCGUGGCUCUCAUUCCGCUCGUUGUCUUUUUCGGUACUGGAAUCUUGACGAAGGAAGAUUUCAACAAUUUCCUAUGGACAGUCAUCAUCUUGGCCAUGGGUGGCAUUGCACUCGGCAAGGCAGUCAGUUCUUCAGGCUUGUUACAAACCAUUGCUCUUGCCAUACGGCAUGGCGUGGAGGGCAUGUCACUCUAUGGCGUCUUUUUAGUGUUUGCAGCGUUGAUUCUAGUGGUGGCGACUUUCAUCUCGCAUACCGUCGCUGCAUUGAUUGUCUUGCCCAUUGUGGCACAAGUUGGUGCAUCCAUGGAGCAAGACCCACACCCGCGACUGCUUGUGUUGGGUGCAGCCAUGAUGGCCUCUGCUGCAAUGGGAUUACCCACUUCGGGCUUUCCCAACAUGACGGCCAUUAUGAUGGAGAAUGAAGUGGGUGUUCGGUACCUCUCCGUCAAGGACUUUCUCAAGAGUGGCUUGCCGGCGAGUCUUUUAGCAUUUGGCGUUGUCACGACGGUUGGAUUUGGAUUGACCAAGGUAGCUGGGCUAUAA